Messenger RNA from Schistocerca piceifrons (Central American locust), 2247 nucleotides. It is a transcript of the gene Dera, whose product is annotated as deoxyribose-phosphate aldolase. Gene Ontology annotation, biological process: carbohydrate catabolic process; deoxyribonucleotide catabolic process. Gene Ontology annotation, molecular function: deoxyribose-phosphate aldolase activity. Gene Ontology annotation, cellular component: cytoplasm. Lineage: Eukaryota; Metazoa; Arthropoda; Insecta; Orthoptera; Acrididae. The record is from RefSeq and is a predicted model, not a curated record. The transcript is spliced from 6 exons. Bases 8 to 1087 code for a protein of 359 amino acids.
UCAUUCUAUGUCAAACGUUCGCCGUGCACGCGAUAUGGAUUCGUUGGGGCACAGUAGAAUAGAUAACUUAAGAUCAGAAUGGGAGGAAAGAAACGCGUUUCUUCUACCUUUCUCAAUUAUUGGAGAUGCCCCAAAUCUUGGUUGUCACUUAGAUGUUAAGUGGAUCAACGAAGCAAUUGUGAAUACUUCUGCUAUAAUGCGUCAAGCUGAUGACAUUCUUUCUCGGAGGUCACUCAAAGGUGACCAUGAAGCAGCAUGGCUUCUCAGGGCAGUCACUUGUAUUGACCUGACUACAUUGUCUGGUGAUGACACCGCAAGCAAUGUUGAACGCCUAUGUGUAAAGGCAUGUGACCCAAUAGCUACUGAUCUGUUGGAAGCUGCAGGAUUUUCCAGAGACAAUGGAAUAACAACAGCUGCAGUUUGUGUGUAUCCAGCAAGAGUGCCAGAUGCAGUCCGCACAUUAACAAGAUUAGGUUUUAGCAACAGAGUUGCUGUGGCUUCAGUUGCUACUGGCUUCCCAAGUGGGCAGUAUCCAUUGGAAACCCGUCUUGCAGAAAUCAAGUAUGCUGUAUCAUCUGGUGCCACAGAAAUAGAUGUUGUUGUGGAUCGGUCUCUAGUGCUUUCUCAACGGUGGAAAGCUCUGUAUCGAGAGAUUAGAAUGAUGGCUGAAGCAUGUGGCAGAGCCCAUUUCAAGGUUAUACUGGCUGUAGGGGAGCUGGGAACAUUGACUAAUAUAUAUCGGGCAUCCCUUGUUGCAAUGAUGGCAGGAGCACAUUUUAUCAAAACAUCCACUGGAAAAGAAACUUUCAAUGCAACAAUUCCAGUCAGUAUUGUUAUGUGUCGAGCAAUUCGAGAUUACUAUUUGAAAACUGGAUAUAAGGUUGGUUUCAAACCUGCAGGCGGCAUACGCACAGCUAAAGAUGCACUGAAUUACCUUAUACUAAUGAAAGAAGAGCUAGGAACAAAAUGGAUGUCCCCAAGACUAUUCCGCAUAGGAGCAUCAGGGUUGUUGUCAGAUAUUGAAAAACAUUUGUAUCUCCAUACCACUGGUAAAUUUGCCAACACACAGGAUUUUUUGAUGGGCUGAGGGGGAAAAUAGGAUGACAAGAUGGAUGGAAGGACGACACACACACACACACACACACACACACACACACACACACACACACAGAUAUAUAAACAUUAUGACCUUAAUAAGUGGUCAUUUCUCUGUGUAGUUUCCCUAUUCCAUGUAUUUAAUGUUUUUAUAUACAAACAAUGAUUAAAUGUGCUUGCCUUUUGCUUGGCUGUUACUAUAUACUUGCAGAUACACCCAGUCAUUAAUUAAUUCAAGGGAAGUCAUCUGCAGUCGAUGUUCUCUAUCCCAGAUGGAAUAAUGUUUAUUCUCUCAGUGACACCAUGCCUGUCUUUCUGCAGUUGUCAUAUUCCCAGAAAUGUAUGUGACAUUUAUAACCUCUGUCACUUUUGCUUGUAGAAUAAAUACAAUUACCUACAUUAAUUUCUGCACUGUGAGUGUUUUCCUCAGUUUCAGUGAAGGGUUUCUUUGUUUUCAUGUGAACUUAUUUGGGAUGACUGUGACUGCCUAUGCAUACAAACAUUCAUACAAUAACUUUUAACAAUUUGUUGCCAGAGGUGGUUGCUACAUACAAGAAAACUAUUGAUAUAAGAAAGUUUUAUAUUUAUUCAUUGUUCUUGGAACAUGCAUUGUUGUAUUAUGGAUUGAAAUUUACUGUGUCAAAAGAAAAAUUUAUUUGAGAAAACUAGAAAAUUAUGAGAUAGGUUUGCUGGGUGGCAUUGACUUUCAGGAGGCAUACUUUCAUUAUUCCCUAUACACAAAUAAAAGUACACUAUCUUGGUUUAUGGCACAAGCAGUUCCUUUCUGGAGGAAGAGAAGCGGAUAGGUUGAGGGAAGAUUAAGGAAAAGGUCAGGUCACUCAAACCUCACGAUGACUGCAGUGCUUGGCUCUGGGUGACCCACUGUCUGUUUUUAAUCUUCUGUCAACCUAUACAACUCUCUUGUCCGAGGAAGGAACUACCACCACCAAAAGCCAAGAUGUGUACUUUAAUGUGUGUCUAUUGGUAGUACUGAAAAUUCAUCUCCUUAAGUUAAGUAUUGACAGCAAUUCCGUCUCAUAAUUAAAGAAUGAAAUUUAUGUAAGACAAAACUAAUGUAAGUGAAAUUUUGUUUGGAUACCUGUUAACUGUAUGUUGUGCUAUUAAAUUACAUAAUUUCUUUAGUAAGUCUAA